CAUCUGUCUUGUCACCUGAUCGAAUCCAGGAAGCAAAGCGCAACAAGCCCUGCAAUCUGGCAUCCCUGUCGUUAUCGACAGAGAAAGACUAACUAGAUCGAUAUCUUAGUUCAUUAAGUCACACAGCGACACCAUGGUUCAAUGUUUCCUGAUCCAUACCGUUAACCCGGUAAGCACUCUGGCCCCCGGGGAGAGCCGCGUGCUCUACUCCCGUGUGUUUGGACCGGAGGAGGGCGCGCUGACCGGGGCGGACAGUGAACUGGGACCGGAACAGAGGCGGCUUCUGCAAAAUGAGAAGGUAGCGGUGGUGGCGAGGCAGGUGCGUAGUGCAGUGACCCUGUCCCGUGAGGCGUCAGGCCGGGUGUUGGUAGAGACCGUACUGGGAGAGGAGCUGGUGGCUCUCCAAGAGGCUGACAGCGGGGUUCAGCGGCUGGGGAGGGGAGACCCCUGGGCUGGGGAGAGGAGUGCUCUGUGGCUGGGGGUCCAGAGCCUAGCCUUCACCCUGGUCACUGAGCCCCAUGAGAACCUGCUUCUGGCUGAGGGGACCCUGAAGAGCAUCACCAGACACUGUCUGGAACAUCUACGCAUGCUGGGGACGGGGAGUGAGGUCCUGUUGAAGAGUGACCGUAUCGAUGUCCUGCUCCAUCGUCUAUUACCACACGGUCAGCUGCUGUUCCUCAACCAUCGCUUCACUCAGAGUCUGGAGAAGGAGCUGGCUCAUUACAUGGCCCAAUGAGAGAGAAGGAGAGGAUGGCGUAUUAUGCCAAAAAGAAGGUCUGAAAAUGGCGAGAUGCCAUCCAAACUUUAAAAAAAAACGAAUAGCUUGUUGUUCAACUUAAUGUUGAAAACAUUUUUAUUACGCCGCUCUCUAAUGAACACUACCCUUGGAGAAUAGGAGUGAACUACACGGACCUUCUUCUUCUCUCCCUUGGGAUAGCACGGGCAAACAGGAAGUGGGUUGAUACCACGGGCUAACAGGAAGUGAGUUGACCUGAGGGGUCCAGAACAGAAAGACACAACUAUCCAUCACACAGAGACUGUUAUUGUCACAAAGCUGCAUUCAAUAAUGGCCUGAAGAGUGGGAGGGGGAG
Messenger RNA from Oncorhynchus keta (chum salmon), 1091 nucleotides. It is a transcript of the gene ap5s1, whose product is annotated as adaptor related protein complex 5 subunit sigma 1. The transcript is spliced from 3 exons. Bases 134 to 736 code for a protein of 200 amino acids. NCBI's taxonomy places the organism in Eukaryota, Metazoa, Chordata, Actinopteri, Salmoniformes, Salmonidae. Gene Ontology annotation, cellular component: lysosome; AP-type membrane coat adaptor complex; late endosome. The record is from RefSeq and is a predicted model, not a curated record. Gene Ontology annotation, biological process: endosomal transport; double-strand break repair via homologous recombination.